AUGCAUAUAGCCUUGGAAGAUGGUGUUUUAAUAGCAACUUCCAAGUUUGGAGCUAGUGAAAAGCGCAUAAUAAGAAUUUUCAACGAAUAUCCAUCCGGGCGAUAUGACGAUGAUCGAUGGCAUUCUGUUGUAGUUAUUCGAACUCUCACUUUGGUUGGCUAUCUUUUUUCAUUACAUUCACCAAUCAUCAAUACACUUCGAUAUUCUAAUCGUAAUGAAAUUUAUGAUAAACCAACGAAUUCUAUCGCAUCUGUUCAUAUGGCACUGGCUGUCGAUGAUAUAAAAGAUGAAAUUGGACAAUAUGCACCAGAUAUUGAUUGGCUUACCAACUCGUACGCCUAUGUAGGCGGUAUGCCUCGAAGCAAAAAUGUACCAAUAACGCUAGAAAACUUUCGAGGCUGCGUGAAGAAGGUGAAAUAUGAAGCUGAUGCUCAUCUCAUCAAUUUCAUCAAAUUAGCCGACCAAGGUUAUGGGCAAUCAGUAAUACGAUCAGGUGGCGAUCUUGCAUUUUCUUGUCGCGAACCUGUUCUACCAGCUGAUGUAUUGUCUUUUAAAACCGGUCAACAUUAUAUUACAUUACCGAGUUGGAAUUCUCUAUCCAGUGGAAGCAUUGGCUUUCAAAUUCGUACAAAUGAACAAGACGGACUAAUCCUCUACCAUGGCAACAAAUUAGUUGGUAAUAGCUCAUCAUCAGAUUAUAUUGCAUUUGAACUCAUUGAUGGCCACUUAUAUUUUGUUAUCAACCUUGGAUCAGGUCAUGUGCGGUUACAAGUUACUGCAUCAAAGAUAACUGAAGGCAAUGUAUGGCAUAGCGUAAGUCUUGAGAGAAUGGGUAGGACUGGUUCUAUUAUUGUUGAUAAUCUACGCACUGAUUUUUCGACUCCUGGCGUAUCAUCAAAUCUCAUAAUUGAUGAACCAAUAUAUAUUGGGGCUGCACCGUGGAGUACUGAUAUACUGUCCUCGGAAGGUUUGCAAAUGCCAACACCAGUAUGGACAAGCUCUUUUCGACGUGGCUUUAUCGGUUGCUUGAAAAAUUUUAGAGUAAAUGGAAUCAGCGCAAAUAUAGCAUUGGCUUAUGAAGAACAAAAAGACAACGUGUCACUUGGCAUAACUUAUGGAUGUCUCAAUGUUCUUGAUAACGAUUAUUGUGGACUAUCUCCUUGCAAGAAUUUCGCGAUGUGUGAGAACGGUUACGCUGGAUACCGAUGCGACUGUGCAAAUUCAAUUAUGGAUGGUCCCACAUGUGACAUAGAGCUUCAUGCUCUUGAUAUGGAUGAAUCAGUUGUUUUGCUAAAUCUACCAAUUGCGAUACAAAGCGAAGCCGAAAUCAUUGAAUGUAAAUUCCGCACUUCCGACGAUCGAGGCGUUAUUUUUGAUACAUCAUCAUUUAACUUAACGCAUCGAAUAAUGAUUAUUCUUAUCAAAGGAGAGCUCGAGUUACUCCUCGAUUUCGGAAAUGCUCGACAUACAUUUAAAUGGGGAAUCGAUUUAAACAACAAUCGUUUUCAUGUUUUUCGUGUUAAGCGACGUGGUGAAAAGCUUUUGCUAUUCAUAGAUGGAAAAUGGGAACAUAGUUAUUUUUUGCCGUCAUCAAGCGCUGUUUUAAGUAUAGAUCGCAUAUCAGUUGGCCGCUCAUUACAUAAUGAAUUUUGGACAAACGACGCUUCAUCAUUAGACGAAAACUCAGAUGACGUUUUUAGUGGACAAAUAUUUAAAUUGACUUUUAAUGGAUACGAUAUUCUACAGAACGCUAUAACAAAAAGUAUUACCUAUCCUGUUCCAUCUCAAUCGCCAUAUGAAAAGAUUAAAAUGAAGCACAAAAAUCGCAAAUCGAAAUCAUCGUCCAUUACUUUUCAAACAACUACUGGACGAGUUGUUUUUGCGAGUGAAAGGAUUGAAAUGAUUGGAGGACCAUUUAGGAUAUCGUUCAAAUUUCGAACGAUAGCUCGUUCAGCUAUUCUUUUAGCAUUAAUUUCUAAUAGCAUAUACCAUUCCAACUACAAAUCAAUUGAACUUAUUAACGGAAGAAUUAAAUACACUUUAUCGCAACACUCGAAAACGGAGAGUGUGCUGGGAACACAACCAGAAAAAGGGAAUUUGAGCGAUAUGCGUUGGCAUACCAUUGUUGUGUAUCAGAUUGGUGCUGAACAUUAUCUGUUAAUUGACAAUACGAGCACAGUUAUCAAAGUCGGAAACCAUAUCGCCAAAUUUCAAGGAAAACUAUAUCUUGGUGGCCUGGUAGAUACGAUUACUAUUCCACGGCUUAAAGAUGUUGUUGGUUUCCGUGGCUGCAUAUCAUCGCUGCAGUUAGGCUCUGAGUAUAUUGAUAUACUUACUGAAGCAGAAGAAAUAAUCGAUGCUGCUAAGGGAUGUAUAGUGCCAUCAACAAAAUGUACACCAACUUCAUGUCUAAAUAAAGGAAAAUGCAUUCAAGAAUGGGACUCUACUCGCUGUGACUGCUCAUUAACCACAUUUAGCGGUGAACGUUCUGGAAUAACGUUUAUAUUUGAUUCUGUUGCUUCGAUGAUUUAUUACGAAUAUCCACCUACCGCUAGGCCGUCAACUAAUCGAGACGUCAUUGCUCUAGGCUUUCAAACUCGUCAAGCAUUUGCGGUGCUAAUAAGCGUUCAGUGUACAGUUGAUAGCGACUUUUUCACUAUUUUCUUGAAUGAAGGCAAUAUUCAUGCUCGCUUCAAUUUGGGAACUCGUGAUCACAUGGUCGCAAUCAUGGACACGAUUGUCAACGACAAUAUUUACCAUACGAUUGUUGCUAUUCGAGAAAAAACUAAUUUAACGCUUCAUCUCGACAGUCAUCAUCCUGUUUCUUAUGUUCCAAAAGGCGAUUCAGAACUAUUCGCCCUAAAUAUGCAAUGGCGAAUCUCUAUAGGAGCUUCAUUCACUACUUACCAUAAAUCUUAUCGAUACCGUUGGAAACGAAAUAAAAUUUUCGAUGCUUUUCACGGUCGAAUCACUGGUGUAAACUUUAAUAAUCUAAUGAUUUUCGAUUUAUUCAUUCGUGGUUUGUUUUUAUUAUUUAUUCUAUAA
Molecule: messenger RNA, 3045 nt
Organism: Dracunculus medinensis (Guinea worm)
Lineage: Eukaryota; Metazoa; Nematoda; Chromadorea; Rhabditida; Dracunculidae
Source: the annotation of a GenBank genome assembly